Molecule: messenger RNA, 2039 nt
Organism: Polyodon spathula (Mississippi paddlefish)
Lineage: Eukaryota; Metazoa; Chordata; Actinopteri; Acipenseriformes; Polyodontidae
Product: GTPase IMAP family member 4-like
Exons: 3
Coding region: 347-1858 (503 amino acids)
Molecular function (GO): GTP binding
Source: RefSeq, a predicted model, not a curated record
AACUUACUUUCGUUUUACUGAAACAUAUUGGGGGAGGGGGGGUGAAACACACACACACACCCCAUUAUUUAUAGGAGCCUGACUUUACACCCCUGUGUGUAGGAGGAGAAAAUAAACAGGGCAAAUAUCAAACGAGACUUUGACUCAAACAGGCAGAGAGCAGCAAGGGCAGCGCUCAACCGCAAACGAGUGAGACGUGUAUUUAUUUCCUUUGCAAAUAUCACUGCGGUGUUAAAAAAAAAAAAAAAUAAAAAAAAAUAAAUAAACAAACAAAUAAACGGAACAAAUCUUGAUCUGAAAGCUCAAGAGAAGACGAGAGAAGCGAGAGGGGAAGUCUCGCUGCAAAAUGGGACCCCCCACUCGCCCCUCUGAACUGAGAAUGGUGCUGCUCGGGAAGACCGGGGUUGGGAAGAGCGCCUCUGGAAACACCAUCCUGGGCAGCAAGGAGUUUGACUCCCACACGGCCUCCUGCUCCGUGACCCGGGAAUGUCGGAAGGGCUCUGUGAAGGUCAGGGGUCGGCGCCUGUACGUGGUCGACACCCCGGGAUUCUUCGACACCCAGCUCCCCAAAGACGAGUUUGACCGGGAGAUCGCGCGCUGCGUCUCCCUGUGCGCCCCAGGGCCCCACGCCUUCCUGCUGGUGAUGCCGGUGGGGCGCUACACGGAGCAUGAGGGGGAAACGGUGCAGCAGAUCCAGGAGAGGUUCAGCGAGGAGGCCUGGAGGCACACCCUGGUUCUGUUCACCCACGGGGACGAGCUGGGAGGGGAGCCCCUCGAGGAGUUCGUGAGGCAGAACCCGCGCCUCCAGGAGCUGGUGGAGAAGUGCGGGGGCCGCUGCCACGCCUUUGACAACGGGAACACGGGAAACCGCAACCAGGUCCGGGGGCUGCUGGGGAAGAUCGACGCCAUGCUGGAGGGCGCGGGAGGAGGAGGAGGAGGAGGAAGAGGAGGAGGCUGCUACACCAACGAGAUGUACCGGGAGGCGGAGGCAGCGAUCGCUCGGGAGACAGAGAGGAGAGUCAGGGAGAGGCAGGCGGAGAUACGCAGGGAGGAGGAGGAGAUCCAGCAGAGGGAGGCGGGGAUGAGGCAGAGGGAGAGGGCGGUACGCGAGCAGCGGGAAAGGAUGGAGGCGGAGAGGGAGAGAGAGAGGAGGGAGGUGGCAGAGGAGAGGAAGAGGCUGGAGCGGUCCAGAGAGGAGCUGGAGCAGGCUGAAACUGCAAUGAAAGGAGAGCGGGAGAGGAGAGCGAAGGAGAGAGAGGAGGAGGAGGCGAGACGCAGGUGGGAGGCAGCCAUCCGAGCGAGAGAAGAGGAGGUGAGCCGGAGAGAGAGAGAGAUGGAGGAGCGCGAGGAGCGGCGGGAGAGGGAGAGGGAGCAGGAAGAGAGGAGGGCGGAGGAGGAGAGAGCCGGGCUCAGGAGAGAGAGGGAGGAGCUGGCCGCGGCGAAGAGAGAGUGCGAGAGACGAGCCAGAGAAAAGGCAGAGAGGUGCAACGGCUUUAUAAAGAAGAUGCUGACAGUGCUGGCCGGGGCGGCAGUGGGAGUGGGGCUGGGGCUGAUGCUGGGGGUCAAGGCCGGGGUCAAGGCUGUUAAUAUCCUAGCAGGUACAGGGUUGCUAAAUUGGACAAGACCCGCGGCAGUGGUGGGGGUAGCAGCGGCGAUAGGAGGGGUAGUAGGAGGGGUAGCUGGGGGGCUGAUCGGAGCGGAGUGUGACAGCCCUAUGGAAGCAGUAAGAGCGGUGAUAGAAAGAGAGCAGGAGAUGGAAGAGAAUUUGCGCAGUGUGAUCGCACCGGGGGGGGGGGCGCUCCUCGGAGUGCUCGGGCAGCUGCCACGUCAACCCAAGGCUAAAUUAAAUUUACACUAAUGAUAAUAAUAAUAAUAAUAAUAAUAAAUAAUAAUAAUAAUAAUAAUAAUAAUAAUAUCACUAUCAUCAGCGCAGCGUCAAUAUGAAUGAGCGUUGCAUUGUGCGUCACACUACAGUUUAAGAGGUGUGUUAAUGUCUUCACUCUUGUUUAUCAUGAAUAAAGACACGGUUCUGUUGGAAA